UUUCGACAUUUCAGUGAAAGUUUUUAAAGUCUCUCGCUAGUAUUGAAUUUUAUUAUCCGAUACUUACCUUCGUUUUCUAACAUAUUUUGCCGUUGAAUUGUCUCGAAUUUCGUUACCAGAUUCCACAGCAAAAUAUCAAAAUUUUCAAAGAAUCGUUCCAAGCCCAGAACACAUUUUGUAUUAAUUUAUAAAGUAUUGUUUUAUUUGUAGAAUAGAUUUAAAGAUGACAGGACCAGCAAUUGGAAUUGACUUGGGUACCACAUACUCCUGUGUGGCGGUAUACAAGGACAAUAACGUAGAAAUCAUCCCAAAUGACCAGGGAAACAGGACAACGCCGUCCUACGUCGCAUUCACUGACACCGAAAGAUUAAUCGGUGACGCAGCAAAAAACCAAGAAGCCCGUAACCCAGAAAACACAAUUUUCGACGCCAAGAGGCUCAUUGGCAGGAAGUUUGACGACAGAACAGUCCAGGAGGACAUGAAGCACUGGCCAUUCAAAGUUACCAACGGACCAAACGGAAAGCCGAACAUUGAAGUGACCUUCCAAGGUGAAAAGAAGACCUUCCACGCAGAGGAGAUAUCCUCCAUGGUCCUUACCAAGAUGAAGGAAAUAGCCGAAGCCUUUUUGGGAAAGAGCGUCAAGGACGUCGUCAUCACCGUUCCAGCCUACUUCAACGACUCUCAAAGACAAGCAACCAAGGACGCCGGAACCAUAGCCGGACUCAAUGUCAUGAGGAUCAUCAACGAGCCAACUGCAGCAGCCAUAGCCUACGGUUUAGAUAAGAAGGGCGGCGGUGAGAAGAACGUUUUAAUAUUCGAUUUGGGUGGUGGUACCUUCGAUGUUAGCAUAUUGACCAUAGAAGAUGGUAUCUUCGAAGUCAAGGCCACAGCAGGUGAUACUCACUUGGGUGGAGAAGACUUUGACAACCUCUUGGUCGAGCACUGUGUCCGCGACUUCAUGCGCUUGAACAAUGGAAAGAACAUCUCAUCAAACAAGAGAGCUCUAAGGAGACUAAGGACCCACUGUGAACGUGCAAAGAGAGUACUCUCAAGCUCAACCCAGGCCACCAUUGAACUCGACUCUCUAUACGAGGGCAUUGACUACAACACCACCAUUAGCAGGGCAAGGUUCGAGGAGCUCUGUAACGAGAAGUUCAGAAGCACACUGGUUCCAGUUGAGAAGGCACUUGAGUCCUCAGGACUUGACAAGAGAAGCAUCCACGAAGUCGUGUUAGUCGGUGGAAGUACCAGAAUUCCCAAGAUCCAAACCCUCAUCAAGAACUUCUUCAACGGAAAGGAGCCAUGCAGGUCAAUCAACCCAGACGAAGCAGUUGCCUACGGUGCAGCAGUCCAAGCCGCCAUCUUGUCUGGAAACCAGUCUGAGAAGAUCCAGGAAUUGCUCCUGUUGGAUGUCGCUCCAUUGUCGCUUGGUUUGGAAACCGCAGGUGGUGUUAUGACUGUCUUGAUCAAGAGAAACACAACCAUCCCAACCAAGAAGAACCAAAUCUUCACAACCAACGAGGAUAGGCAAGAAGGUGUUUUGAUUCAGGUGUUUGAAGGUGAACGUGCAAUGACCAAGGACAACAACUUGCUCGGAAAGUUCCACCUAACAGGAAUCGCUCCCGCUCCAAGAGGUGUUCCUCAAAUUGAAGUCACCUUCGACAUUGACGCAAAUGGUAUCUUGAACGUCACCGCCAUGGACAAGUCGACUGGAAAGUCGGAACACGUCACCAUCACCAACGACAAGGGCCGCUUGAGCCAGGAAGAAAUUGACAGAAUGGUUGAGGAGGCUGAGAAGUACAAGGAGGAGGACGAGAAGCGCAGGAAGUGCGUUGAGAGCAAACAUAAGCUUGAAAACUACUGCUACAGCAUGAAGAACACCCUCAGUGAGGACCAGGUUAAGCAGAAGCUGGGCGCCGACGAAGUUGACAACGCACUCAACACAAUCACCGAAGCACUCAAAUGGGUUGAAACCAACCAGUUAGCCGAACACGACGAAUUUGAAGACAAGCUCAAACACGUUGAAGGCGUAUGCAACCCACUGGUGACCAAGCUCUACCAAUCAGGCGGAGCACCAGGCGCCGGACCAGACAUGGGCGCUGGGUUCCCAGGCGGAGCCCCUCCACCCUCCUCAUCCUCAGGACCAACUGUUGAGGAGGUGGACUAAGCGCAUUAUCUCUUACUCAUUUUAUCACUUAUAUGCAAAAGAAAAUGUAAUGGUAGUAACUAAUCUAUUAAU
This is a messenger RNA of Theileria parva strain Muguga, 2239 nucleotides long. Its product is annotated as HSP70. Gene Ontology annotation, molecular function: ATP binding; misfolded protein binding; ATP hydrolysis activity. The record is from RefSeq and is a predicted model, not a curated record. The transcript has a single exon. Gene Ontology annotation, biological process: protein refolding; cellular response to unfolded protein. Lineage: Eukaryota; Apicomplexa; Aconoidasida; Piroplasmida; Theileriidae. Bases 224 to 2167 code for a protein of 647 amino acids. Gene Ontology annotation, cellular component: cytoplasm.